This is a messenger RNA of Hydractinia symbiolongicarpus, 4478 nucleotides long. RefSeq lists its product as uncharacterized. NCBI's taxonomy places the organism in Eukaryota, Metazoa, Cnidaria, Hydrozoa, Anthoathecata, Hydractiniidae. The coding region runs from base 314 to 835 and encodes 173 amino acids. The transcript is spliced from 4 exons. The record is from RefSeq and is a predicted model, not a curated record.
UUGUUUUUACAAGUGUGCUGUCUUUUAUUUAUUUUCGCGACAAUUUGGGGAUAUUUUGUUCGUAGUAUUUUAAGUUAUUUUGGGGAUUAGAACCAAAAAACAAGGCGUAGACCAUGUCGAUGCUAUAGAGGGAUGACUAUUGGUUCAAUUUUGAAAAACGUUCCAUUUUUAAUUUUUUAAAAAAAAAUUUGGCCAGGAAAUUUAACCCAUGCGAAAAAUUAAGCCACUUAAGGUACUUAUUGAACAGUGCUUUCUCUACCUUAGUUACAAACCUGACAUUGAUUUUUUUAGACCAUAAUCAAUCUUACAUAAUAUGCGGUGGUCACUUGAGGAAAUAAGCAAAGGUGUAGUGUCUGGGGUAUUGCCUGAAAAAUUGGAAAACUGCGAUGUUGUUGUGCAGCAUGUAGUACAUAAAAUGGGUUGUCGUAUAAGAAAAAAAAUAGUAUCAGAACUUGGGAGUGUUGACGCUGUUGUGGAGAGCAGAAGCAACAAUAGAUCUCGAUACAUUGUGAUGUGUCCUGUCAGUGGUUGUGACUAUCAAGGGCAACACGUUGAUAGCCAUCUGGUGUCGUUACAUCAAUGGACAAGAUACCAUGGACGAUUUUUCAAAUCUCGUCAAAUUCGGAUGUUCAAUUUCAUAAUGAAACUUUCCCAUCACGGUCAGCAUAAGCCAUUACCAUGUUCUUUAUGCGGACGUUAUCUCGACCGUUUGGACACCCAUUUAAAAAAGACACAUGGAAUAGCUACCAAAAAGGUUCCUGUAAACAUGCAGAAGGCACGGAAACUCGCGUUGAAACACGCAAAAUCCAAGUCAAAACAAUUUGAUCCUACGUAGCGACAAUAAUUUCGAGUUCAAAUGAAGUAACAAGACGUUUUUUUCAAGAUUAAAGUGAAUUGGGUAAAAAAAAAAAAAAAAGGAGUUGAAGCGCCCGUUAACUUGUUGUUUUUCCUUUUCCUGCACAAUAUAAUUGCUACACGUUUUUUGUUUUUCUUUUAUAAGCAUCACCUUUAGGUUCAGAACAUUGAAAAAAUAAACAAUUUUUAAGCAUAACAUCGAAGCUCAACUUUUGAGAUAAACUCUAUCAAUGAAAACUCACAAUGCUCAGGUUCCUGCAGAUUUGACAAAAUAUACCAAUGUAAGUAUCAUUUGAGCCUCGUAUUCGAUUUCAUAAAUAUGUUGAUAAUAACAUGUCAAUGGUAUUCGUGUCAACUUAUCACUUUACAUCUCAAAUAAAGUUUACUAUGAAGAGCAUAGAUGUUGUAUUAUGUAUUCGAACCUAACUAAAGAAAAUAGGGACACGACAAACGUUUUGCUUGGUGGUAUGUAGCCAUCUGACACAAUCAACUCGAUAUCGUACGAAGAUUUUCAGCAGCCUAGUUUGAUGAGUGCAACUUUCAAAACUCUGAAGGGCACAGAGCCAAUUAAUUUUAAUUAGUUUCAAUCCGUGGAUAGAAUCGAUAAAUUGAAUCGUAAACUAUUAUACUUAUUAGCGCAUAGUAAGUGUAGUCCCCGUCGAUAAACAGUUCCUCGCGGUGGUAAAAAUAUAGUUGCGUGCAUUUCUGCUAGGUACAACAUGUUGUGUGGUGGUAUAUAGCCAACCGAGACACUUAGUUUGAUGAGUGCACCUUCCAAAAUUCUAAAGGGCACGAGCCAAUUGAUUCUUAUUAGUUUCGACCACCCGUGUAUAGAAUCGAUAAAUUGAAUCGUAAACUAUUAUACCUAUUAGCGCAUAGUAAGUGUGAUCCCCGUCGAUAAACAGUUCCACGCGAUGGUAAAAACAUAGUUGCGUGCAUCUCUGCUAGGUACAACAUGUUGUGUGGUGGUAUAUAGCCAACCGAGACACUUAGUUUGAUGAGUGCACCUUCCAAAAUUCUGAAGGGCACUAAGCCAAUUGAUUCUUAUUAAUUUCGACCCGUGUAUAGAAUUGAUAAAUUGAAUCGUAAACUAUUGUACUUAUCAGCGCAUAGUAAGUGUAGUCCCCGUCGAUAAGCAGUUCCACGCAAUAGUAAAAAUAUAGUUGCGUGCAUCUCUGCUAGGUACAACAUGUUGUGUGGUGGUAUAUAGCCAACCGAGACAGUUAAUUUGAUGAGUGCACCUUCCAAAAUUCUAAAGGGCACUGAGCCAAUUGAUUCUUAUUAAUUUCGACCCGUGUAUAGAAUUGAUCAAUUGAAUCGUAAACUAUUGUACUUAUCAGCGCAUAGUAAGUGUGAUCCCCGUCGAUAAGCAGUUCCACGCAAUGGUAAAAAUAUAGUUGCGUGCAUCUCUGCUAGGUACAACAUGUUGUGUGGUGGUAUAUAGCCAACCGAGACACUUAGUUUGAUGAGUGCACCUUCCAAAAUUCUGAAGGGCACUGAGCCAAUUGAUUCUUAUUAAUUUCGACCCAGGUAUAGAGUUGAUAAAUUGAAUCGUAAACUAUUGUACUUAUCAGCGCAUAGUAAGUGUAACCCGCGUCGAUAAACAGUUCCACGCAAUGGUAAAAAUAUAGUUGCGUGCAUUUCUGCUAGGUACAACAUGUUGUGUGGUGGUAUAUAGCCAACCGAGACACUUAGUUUGAUGAGUGCACCUUCCAAAAUUCUAAGGGGCACGAGCCAAUUGAUUCUUAUUAAUUUCGACCCGUGUAUAGAAUUGAUAAAUUGAAUCGUAAACUAUUGUACUUAUCAGCGCAUAGUAAGUGUGAUCCCCGUCGAUAAGCAGUUCCACGCAAUGGUAAAAAUAAAGUUGCGUGCAUCUCUGCUAGGUACAACAUGUUGUGUGGUGGUAUAUAGCCAACCGAGACACUUAGUUUGAUGAGUGCACCUUCCAAAAUUCUAAAGGGCACGAGCCAAUUGAUUCUUAUUAGUUUCGACCACCCGUGUAUAGAAUCGAUAAAUUGAAUCGUAAACUAUUAUACCUAUUAGCGCAUAGUAAGUGUGAUCCCCGUCGAUAAACAGUUCCACGCGAUGGUAAAAACAUAGUUGCGUGCAUCUCUGCUAGGUACAACAUGUUGUGUGGUGGUAUAUAGCCAACCGAGACACUUAGUUUGAUGAGUGCACCUUCCAAAAUUCUAAGGGGCACGAGCCAAUUGAUUCUUAUUAAUUUCGACCCGUGUAUAGAAUUGAUAAAUUGAAUCGUAAACUAUUGUACUUAUCAGCGCAUAGUAAGUGUGAUCCCCGUCGAUAAGCAGUUCCACGCAAUGGUAAAAAUAAAGUUGCGUGCAUCUCUGCUAGGUACAACAUGUUGUGUGGUGGUAUAUAGCCAACCGAGACACUUAGUUUGAUGAGUGCACCUUCCAAAAUUCUAAAGGGCACUGAGCCAAUUGAUUCUUAUUAAUUUCGACCCGUGUAUAGAAUUGAUAAGUUGAAUCGUAAACUAUUGUACUUAUCAGCGCAUAGUAAGUGUAACCUGCGUCGAUAAACAGUUCCACGCAAUGGUAAAAAUAUAGUUGCGUGCAUUUCUGCUAGGUACAACAUGUUGUGUGGUGGUAUAUAGCCAACCGACACACUUAGUUUGAUGAGUGCACCUUCCAAAUUCUAAAGGGGACUAAGCCAAUUGAUUCUUAUUAGUUUCGACCAGUGUAUAGAGUUGAUAAAUUGAAUCGUAAACUAUUGUACCUAUUAGCGCAUAGUAAGUGUAACCCGCGUCGAUAAACAGUUCCACGCAAUGGUAAAAAUAUAGUUGCGUGCAUCUCUGCUAGGUACAACAUGUUGUGUGGUGGUAUAUAGCCAACCGAGACACUUAGUUUGAUGAGUGCACCUUCCAAAAUUCUGAAGGGCACUAAGCCAAUUGAUUGUUAUUAAUUUCGACCCGUGUAUAGAAUUGAUAAAUUGAAUCGUAAACUAUUGUACUUAUCAGCGCAUAGUAAGUGUGAUCCCCGUCGAUAAACAGUUCCACGCAAUGGUAAAAAUAUAGUUGCGUGCAUCUCUGCUAGGUACAACAUGUUGUGUGGUGGUAUAUAGCCAACCGAGACACUUAGUUUGAAGAGUGCACCUUCCAAAAUUCUGAAGGGCACUAAGCCAAUUGAUUCUUAUUAAUUUCGACCCGUGUAUAGAAUUGAUAAAUCGAAUCGUAAACUAUUAUACCUAUUAGCGCAUAGUAAGUGUGAUCCCCGUCGAUAAGCAGUUCCACGCAAUGGUAAAAAUAUAGUUGCCUGCAUCUCUGCUAGGUACAACAUGUUGUGUGGUGGUAUAUAGCCAACCGAGACACUUAGUUUGAUGAGUGCACCUUCCAAAAUUCUGAAGGGCACUAAGCCAAUUGAUUCUUAUUAAUUUCGACCCGUGUAUAGAAUUGAUAAAUUGAAUCGUAAACUAUUAUACCUAUUAGCGCAUAGUAAAUGUGAUCCCCGUCGAUAAGCAGUUCCACGCAAUGGUAAAAAUAUAGUUGCGUGCAUUUCUGCUAGGUACAACAUGUUGUGUGGUGGUAUAUAGCCAACCGAGACACUAUAGUAUGAACCAGUACUUCUGUACUUUAGCAAGUGAACACUAAGACCAUUAAUAGCAAA